Molecule: messenger RNA, 4137 nt
Organism: Lasiodiplodia theobromae
Lineage: Eukaryota; Fungi; Ascomycota; Dothideomycetes; Botryosphaeriales; Botryosphaeriaceae
Product: Ph domain protein
Exons: 4
Coding region: 1-4137 (1378 amino acids)
Source: RefSeq, a predicted model, not a curated record
AUGCCUCGCCCGCGGGUUCUCUCGUUCAUGUCCCAAUGGGGCGGCUCCCCCCGCGGGAGCACGCCUACCCGCGACCCUCCUUCCUCGCCCAAGACGCAGAUGCACUCGUCCUCGCCCUCCAGCCACAACCUCGACAACUUCGUCAAGUCGUCUCCCACACAGCAACAGCGCAAUCGCUCCGACUCGCGCCCUUCGUCGCGCCCCAUCUCCAUGGUCCAGACCUACCAGCCUCCGCUGAUGGAGGUCGCCCAAGACACGUUGCCCGAGCUGCAGCCCAUCUUCACCUUCUUGAACUCUCAUUCGAACAAGCUUUACCAGGAAGGCUACUUCCUGAAGCUCCACGACCUUGACGCUCGCGGCCGCCCCAGCCCCGACCGCAAUUGGACGGAAGUCUUUGCCCAGCUCGUGGGAACCGUACUUUCGGUCUGGGACGCACAGCGACUGGACGAAGCCGGCGAGGAUGGCGAGGUUGUGCCGACCUUUAUCAACCUGGCCGACGCCUCAAUCAAGAUGAUCGAAUCGCUACCUAUGAACGGCCCGGGUACCCACACCCUCACCAACGUCUUGAGCGUCUCGACCGCGGCAAAUAACCGCUACCUCUUCCACUUCAACUCCGUGAACUCUCUUACGCAGUGGACGGCUGGUAUCCGUCUCUCCAUGUUCGAGCACUCAAGUUUGCAGGAAGCAUAUACCGGAUCGCUUAUCGCCGGCAAGGGCCGGUUCCUGAACAACAUCCGCCAGAUCAUGGAGAAGACCAAGUUCAAGUAUGAAGACUGGGCACGCGUGCGAUUCGGCGCGGGCACCCCGUGGAGACGCUGUUGGUGCGUCAUCACUCCGCCGGACGAGAAGGAGGUCAACAAGAUCCAGAAGGCCCUGAAAAAACAAACCAUCUACGACCGCUCGCAACCGGUGCUGAAAGGUGACGUCAAAUUCUACGAGACGAGGAAAGUCAACAAGAAGACGCGGCCAAUCGCUACUAUCACGGAUGCAUACUCAGCCUACGCUAUUUAUCCACAGUCGAAGCCCCUCAUUGAUCAGUCGACGUUGGUCAAGGUCGAGGGUCGCAUCACUAUCCACUCCCGGCCUGAGUCCACCACCGAGGGGUUCGUUUUCGUCAUGCCCGAGGCGCACCCCGCAGUCUCAGGCUUCGAGAUCAUGCUCCGUUUCCUUUUCCCUGUGUUCGAUACUUUUGGAAUCUACGGCAGACCGACACGUCUGGUGGCUGAUCCUCUGGAUUCCCGCUCCCUAAUGUUUGCUAUGCCUAAGGACCGAAGAUAUGGAUACUUGGAUAUCUUGGAUGUGGCUAGCCUCAUCCAUGCAGAUGGCAGCCAGAACUGGUCCGAACGACAGUGGAGGAAGCAACUGAAGGACUUGACUUCCAAGCGGAUGACGUCCAUCCCCCCCGAUCGCCAGCGCAGCCGGCGGAACACCACAAGCCGGACCAGCUUGCCUCCUUCUCGCACGACAUCUAUUAGAUUCAACGAUGGCAGCUCUACUCACUCUCAACCUGGCACUCGCAACGUAUCGCCUGCAAGGGGUGGGGAAAUGGGCUUCCAGCCGCCCCGCCGGGCCGAGACUGCCUCUCCAGGCAGUCAAAUGAUGCGCCACCAGCGCUCAGUCUCCGAAAGGGUCGGAAAUUCGAGGCUGAUGCAUAGCCGCAAUGCCUCGGAGGAUCUCUAUGAUAAUGCGCCCCCACCGCCACCCCACCGCGUGGCACUUAAUGGUCUGAACCGCGAUAGUCCGGCAAGCGACGUUUCCUCGACGCACUCAUCCGGCCAUGAUCAAUUUGCGUCAGAGGGCGAAUCACCCCACGAUCUCCCCGAGAUCGGCGCUACCUCUGCUGCUAAGCCUCCCCCUACCCCUGUCCACUCGCCUCCUGAUUUCUCUCACGGGCCCAACCAAAAGCCGAGAACCCUACCCUACGAGGCCGAAGAGAUGCGCCGAGCCCAAUCUGGAAUCGAUGAGGCUACGCUUCAGGAGAUGGCUGAGGCCAGCAACAGGCCCAUUCCAGGUCAUCUUGCUGCUGCUGGAGCUGCGGCCGCGUGGAAGUCAAACCGCAAUAGCUGGGCAUCUCAAGGCCGUUUGAGUGACGAGAGAGAGCGCAACCAACAUCAAUAUUCUGAUGUUAGAAGGCAGUCGAUCGAAGAGAACCGUCAGUACUGGAAUGACCAACAGAACAAUCGUUUGCCUACGAUUCCUGCGUCUCCAUACAUCCCGCAAGGCGAACCUCAGUCUGCGACAAGCGCUACUUUCUCUCCCACCGGUCCUCCGGUCCCCGAGCACAGAGAGAUGCCUCAGGGCUACUUCGCCCACCAGGACGUAAUGGCUACUGCUGGCCAAUACGAGCACGGUUCACAAGGAUCACAGUCACCCGGUGGUCUUUCUGCUAGACAUAGCAUUCAGCGGAAGCCAGUUCCAGGUCGGUUAAGCACUCCCCUUUCGGCGGACAACCCCGCCAUUCCUAAGUCUCCUUCAAAUUCGAGUCUUGACAGUUUUCGAAAUGAUAUGAUUAAUCCUGACAUGAUUCUCAAUCAGCUGGCCGCUCAGGAUGAAGCUGAGCGCACGCAGACAAUGUCCAGCAGCGUCUAUGAUGACGAGUCUACUGGGACGCCCGACUACGCCAGCAUCAAGAGUGCGAGCACGAAACAGUCAAGACAGUCAGUUGAGAGACCUCGAGCCGGGCGGCUCAAGACUGUUGGUGACAUCGCCCCUCCGCCGCCAGAGCACGAAGAGGUCGUUGUCGGCGAUGCUCACUACAAAGAGGACGCAAAGCCGAUUGAAAAGAUGGAUCUUCCUACGAUUGACUUUGGUCCGACGUACGAUUUGACCAAGACGGACCCAACCUCCAUGCGCCCAGGGACCAGCGGCACGAUCACCCAGGAGACCCACCAGAGAUCAAAGUCCAAAGAUCGUUUGUCGGCUUCUGAUCUUUCGAACCCGCGCACUCCCCGGCCUGGGAGCGCAGGUGACAUGCUGCAGGAGGGCUACUUUGGAAGAAAUAGCCCAAACACUCCAGGACAUCACCGCGCGAACUCAAAGUCGCCGCAGUCAAACCAGGACGGCGAAGAAGGCCGCCGGAGCGCUCUCUGGCAGCCAUCUUCGGGCCGUCGCAGUGCAAGCCCGGGUUAUCGCCUCAGCCUGACGCCUGAAGAAUGGGUUCACCAGCGUGCGACGAGCGUGUCGCCAGUGUUUUCUCACGAACGCAACAAAUCCACUCCCAAUCUUCUUGGGCACGAUAGCAAGACUCCGUCGAUGAGCCGGAAUCCGUCCGGAGAAUGGUCCCAGCUACUUCCCCAUUACCAAAGGACACCGCCGAAGGAGCGCGAAGGCAACCGCGAUUCGCCGCGCCCCCAUUCGCGGAACGCGUCCACGAUGCUUAACGAGCGUGAUCAGCCCUCUCGUUAUCACUCGCGUGCGGCGUCAGCAGCUAUGCUGGAUGCUAUACACCCGCCUGCCCGUCCUAGUUCCCGCGGCGCCUCCGCGAUGUUGAAUGCACAGCCUGCUGGCCUUAUCAAUACCGCCGAGUCUGCGCAGCUCUCGGCUCGGGAGCAGGAGCAUGUGGCUCGCCUCACUGGCACGCCACUCAUCAACAUGGCGAAGUCCAAAACCCAAACUGAGUCCGACAAGCAGUCUGGCCUCGUUGGCGCUAUCGCGGCCCGACAGAAGGAGAAAGAGGACUUCAAGAAAGGCAGCCGCAGUGCCCUGGUGCAACAAGCCAUUGUGGCUCGUCAACACCAGGCUCAAGCCGAGGUUGCGCGUGCCGAGCGUGACGCCCAGCGCCGCGCUGAGCGUGAAAAUGUGCGGAUCCAGCAGGAACAGCAGGCCGCGAUGAUGCGUCAGCAACAGCAAAUGCAGAUGAUGCAGGCGCAGCAGAUGCAGCAGAACCAGAUGCAGAUGGGCAUGCAGGGCAUGCAAAUGCCCAUGCAGAACUACGGCAUGGCUAUGGCAACCCCUAGUCCGAGUGCGAACUUCCAGAUGCAGGGCAAUUAUUUUCCUCAGCAACAGCAGCAGCAGCAAGGGUACAUGGGCGGAAUGCCCAUGAUACAUCAGCAGCCCAGUCAGCAGAGCUUCACUCCGCAGCCCUACGGCGCUGCCUGGGAUCAGAAGCAGGCUGGCAGGGUCUCUAGGAGAGGCUAA